Messenger RNA from Populus trichocarpa (black cottonwood), 1268 nucleotides. RefSeq names its product peroxisomal membrane protein 11D. Lineage: Eukaryota; Viridiplantae; Streptophyta; Magnoliopsida; Malpighiales; Salicaceae. Gene Ontology annotation, cellular component: peroxisomal membrane. The transcript has 8 exons. The record is from RefSeq and is a predicted model, not a curated record. Gene Ontology annotation, biological process: peroxisome fission; regulation of peroxisome size. Bases 332 to 1039 code for a protein of 235 amino acids.
GUCUACUAUCAUUAGCUGAUAUAGAAAUUAGAAAUUUAGAAACCGAAACAACACCAGUUGCUGACGCAUUAGCCAAUUCUAUCUUUUUAAAGAACAAAGUCUAAAUGCUUUUUUAGAGAGAGAAAAGCUAAGAAAAGAUUGUGAAUUUGGAGGCUAUAUCCAUCUGGGCACUCCCUUCGGUAUUAUACAAUCUCUCUCUCUCCCAUCUCUUUUUCUCCAUAGAAAUAGUGGAUUUGCUAACCCUUUUGUCUGAUUGUUGACCUCUGCUUUCUUUGAGGUUUUCUCGAGGAGAAAACUUUGUUCUUUUUUAAGAGUUUGAUCCGGGUAAAAGAUGAGUACACUCGAUGCAACUAGAGCAGAACUGGCUCUUGUAGUUCUGUAUCUGAAUAAGGCUGAAGCCAGGGACAAGAUUUGUAGGGCAAUUCAAUAUGGUUCAAAAUUUUUGAGUGACGGACAAGCUGGUACUGCCCAAAAUGUUGACAAAUCAACCAGCUUAGCUCGGAAAGUUUUCCGUCUUUUUAAGUUUGUCAACGAUCUGCACGGUCUUAUUAGUCCAGUUCCUCAAGGGACCCCCUUGCCUCUUGUUUUAUUGGGAAAGUCUAAAAAUGCGUUGUUGUCAACUUUCUUGUUUCUUGAUCAAAUUGUUUGGCUGGGUAGAAGUGGAAUUUACAAGAACAAAGAACGUGUUGAGCUAAUUGGCCGGAUUUCCCUUUUCUGUUGGAUGGGAUCCUCAAUUUGUACUACUUUGGUUGAGGUUGGGGAGCUUGGGAGGCUUUCUGCGUCAAUGAAGAAGUUGGAGAAGGAGCUUAAGGAGGGUGAAAAAAAUCAUAAUGAGCAAUAUCGUGCUAAACUUAAAAAAUCAAAUGAAAGGUCACUAGCCCUUGUCAAAUCAGCCAUGGACAUUGUAGUUGCUGUUGGGCUACUUCAAUUGGCACCCAAGAAAGUCACUCCUCGAGUUACAGGAGGUUUUGGGUUUGUUAGCUCUCUUAUCUCUUGCUACCAGUUGCUUCCAUCGCCACAGAAGUCUAAGACAACUUGAAGACACAACACCGUUCUGGUCAACAAGUUAAAUGUCAUCUAAAUAAUUACUUGAACCUUGUGACCAAUCCUUAUUUGUGUAAGCUUUGUUAGCUGCUAGUCAUCCUGAGGGUGACCUAGAAGGUUCAUUUACCUAUUUAAUUUUCACUAUAUUCAGCACCCUUGUUGUCACAAUUCACAGUUCAUUACAAUCUCUUGCAUUAGCAAAAUAAUAAUUCACGAAUUUCAUC